This is a messenger RNA of Vitis vinifera (wine grape), 4733 nucleotides long. Its product is annotated as putative disease resistance RPP13-like protein 1. The coding region runs from base 175 to 2949 and encodes 924 amino acids. Gene Ontology annotation, biological process: defense response to other organism. The transcript has 3 exons. The record is from RefSeq and is a predicted model, not a curated record. Lineage: Eukaryota; Viridiplantae; Streptophyta; Magnoliopsida; Vitales; Vitaceae. Gene Ontology annotation, molecular function: protein binding; ADP binding.
CAUGGAAUCCAAUGAACCUAAGAAGUAACAAUUCACAAAUAUUUUUCUUCCUCAAGUUCAACGGUAUCUGUUCUUCAGAGUUGCAGAGAGUCCCCUUCAUCCCUUGUUACCUACAAACUUUUCUUCAGAGUUGCAGAGUUUCCCCUUCAUCCCUUGUUACCUACAAACACAAACAUGGCUGGUAUUGUCGGAGAAGCUGUUUUGUCUUGUUUCAUCCAGAAGUUGGUUGACAUGGUCACCUCCCCGGAGCUGUGGAAGUAUGCACGUAAAGAGCAAGUUGAUUCUGAGCUGAAAAGGUGCAAGAAUAUAUUGACAAAGAUCUGUUUAGUGCUCAAUGACGCAGAGGAGAAGCAGAUGACAAACCCUCUGGUCAAAAUAUGGCUGGACGAGCUUAGAGACUUGGCUUACGAUGUGGAGGACAUCUUGGACGACUUCGCCAUCGAAGCUUUGCGAAGCAGCUUGAUCAUGGCUCAACCCCAACAAGGCAUUAGUAAGUUACGAGACAUGCUCUCUUCUCUCAUUCCGAGUGCUUCUACGUCUAAUUCUAGUAUGCGUUCCAAGAUUAAGGAGAUCACUGAAAGAUUACAAGAGAUUUCAGCCCAAAAGAAUGACCUGGAUUUACGAGAGAUUGCUGGAGGGUGGUGGUCUGAUAGAAAGAGAAAGCGAGAGCAAACCACUUCUCUGGUGGUUGAAUCCGAUGUUUAUGGUAGGGAAAAAAAUAAAGCGGAUAUAGUUGACAUGUUACUCAAGCACGAUCCAAGUAGUGAUGAUGAAGUCUCCGUAAUUCCAAUUGUCGGUAUGGGAGGUAUCGGCAAAACUACUCUGGCUCAGCUUGCCUUCAAUGAUGAUGAAGUGAAGGGCCGUUUUGAUUUGAGAGCAUGGGUCUGUGUUUCUGAUGACUUUGACGUUUCGAAAAUAACCAAGACCAUUCUACAAUCUGUUGAUCCGGGAACUCAUGAUGUCAAUGAUCUCAAUUUGCUUCAGGUCAAAUUGAAGGAGAAAUUUUCUGGGAAGAAGUUUCUUCUUGUGCUAGACGAUGUUUGGAAUGAGAAUUGUCAUGAAUGGGAUACUUUGUGCAUGCCAAUGAGAGCUGGGGCACCCGGUAGUAAACUCAUCGUGACAACCCGUAAUGAAGGUGUCGCAGCAGUUACCAGAACUUGUCCAGCUUAUCCCCUACGGGAAUUAUCAAACAACGAUUGUUUGUCUUUAUUCACUCAGCAAGCAUUGAGGACAAGAAACUUUGAUGCCCAUCCACACUUGAAAGAAGUCGGUGAGGAAAUAGUGAGAAGGUGCAAAGGCUUGCCUUUGGCUGCGAAGGCACUCGGUGGCAUGUUGCGCAACCAACUAAGUCGCGAUGCAUGGGCAAAUAUAUUAACAAGCAGGAUAUGGGAUUUACCGGAAGAUAAAAGCCACAUUCUUCCCGCUCUCAUGUUAAGCUACCAUCAUCUCCCUUCUCAUUUGAAGCAGUGUUUUGCAUAUUGCUCCAUGUUUCCAAAGGACUAUGAAUUCAACAAGGAUGACUUAGUCCUCUUAUGGAUGGCAGAAGGCUUUUUGCAGAAAACGAAGGAGGCAGCUAGGCCAGAAGACUUAGGUUCUAAAUACUUCAAUGAUUUGUUCUCCAGGUCAUUUUUUCAACAUUCAAGUCGAAAUUCAUCCCGAUAUGUGAUGCAUGAUCUCAUCAAUGAUCUAGCUCAGUCAGUUGCAGGAGAAAUAUACUUUCAUUUGGAUGGUGCAUGGGAGAAUAACAAACAAUCCACCAUUUCUGAGAAGACUCGUCAUUCAUCAUUCAAUCGUCAACACUCUGAGACACAGAGAAAAUUUGAACCCUUUCACAAGGUGAAGUGUUUGAGAACAUUGGUUGCACUUCCCAUGGACCAACCAGUUUUUUCCAGUGGCUACAUAUCAAGUAAGGUGUUAGAUGACCUUUUAAAGGAAGUGAAAUAUUUACGGGUAUUAUCUUUAAGUGGCUACAAGAUAUAUGGGUUACCAGAUUCAAUUGGCAAUCUUAAAUAUUUGCGGUAUCUCAAUUUGUCCGGGUCUUCCAUAAGAAGGUUACCUGAUUCAGUAUGCCAUCUUUACAACUUACAAGCACUGAUAUUAUCUGAUUGCAAAGACCUUACGACGUUGCCUGUGGGAAUUGGAAACCUAAUCAACCUUCGACACCUUCAUAUCUUUGACACAUGGAAAUUACAAGAAAUGCCUUCUCAAACUGGAAAUCUAACAAAGUUGCAAACGUUAUCUAAGUUUAUUGUGGGCGAAGGUAACAACUUGGGAUUAAGAGAAUUGAAGAAUUUAUUUGAUCUUCGAGGACAACUUUCAAUUUUGGGGUUGCACAAUGUGAUGAAUAUUCGAGAUGGAAGGGAUGCCAAUUUAGAGAGUAAGCAUGGAAUUGAGGAGUUAACAAUGGAAUGGAGUGAUGACUUUGGUGCUUCACGAAAUGAAAUGCAUGAGAGGAAUGUUUUGGAGCAGCUACGACCUCAUAGAAAUCUGAAAAAGCUCACAAUUGCAUCUUAUGGUGGAUCAGGAUUCCCAAAUUGGAUGAAGGACCCAUCAUUCCCAAUAAUGACACACUUAAUUCUCAAGGACUGCAAGAGAUGCACAUCAUUACCCGCGCUUGGCCAAAUAUCCUCACUCAAAGUCUUGCAUAUUAAAGGUAUGAGUGAAGUUAGAACCAUAAAUGAGGAGUUUUAUGGAGGGAUUGUGAAGCCUUUUCCAUCCUUGGAGUCUCUAACGUUUGAGGUAAUGGCAGAAUGGGAAUACUGGUUUUGUCCUGAUGCAGUUAACGAAGGUGAAUUAUUUCCAUGUCUUCGAUUGCUUACAAUAAGAGAUUGUAGGAAGUUACAACAAUUGCCUAAUUGCCUACCUUCCCAAGUGAAACUUGACAUCUCUUGUUGUCCAAAUUUGGGAUUUGCUUCUUCAAGAUUUGCAUCUCUUGGUGAAGUAAGUUAGAAGCAUAUAAUGAGAGUGUGCGGAUAAGUGAGGUGAUAAGUGGGGUUGUCGGAGGUCUUCAUGCAGUAAUGAGAUGAAGUGAUUGGCUUGUUUUGUUGGAGGAGCAAAGGCUGCCUUGCAAUCUUAAAAUGUUGAGAAUACACGACGAUGCUAAUCUGGAGAAGCUGCCUAAUGGAUUGCAAACACUCACGUGUCUUGAACAGUUGGACAUUACUGGCUGUCCAUCUCUCAGAUGCUUUCCAAAUUGUGAGCUACCAACCACACUCAAGAGUUUAUGUAUUAAAGAUUGUAAAAAUCUAGAGGCUUUACCAGAGGGAAUGAUGCACCACGAUUCCACUUGUUGUCUUGAAGAGCUGAAAAUAGAGGGAUGCCCCAGACUGGAGUCAUUUCCCGAUACGGGUUUGCCACCAUUGCUAAGACGACUUGAGGUGAGUGAAUGCAAGGGUCUGAAAUCGCUGCCUCAUAACUACAGCUCAUGUGCCCUUGAAUCCUUGGAGAUUAGCGAUUGUCCAUCUCUCCGAUGCUUUCCAAAUGGUGAGCUACCAACCACACUUAAAAGUAUAUGGAUUCAAGAUUGUGAAAAUCUAGAGUCUUUACCCGAGGGAAUGAUGCACCACGAUUCCACUUGUUGUCUUGAAGAGGUGAUAAUAAUGGGAUGCCCCAGACUGGAGUCAUUUCCAGAUACGGGGUUGCCACCAUUGCUAAGACGACUUGCAGUGAAUGAAUGCGAGGGUCUGAAAUCGCUGCCUCAUAACUACAGCUCAUGUGCCCUUGAAUCCUUGUAGAUUAGAUAUUGUUCAUCUCUCAAGUCCUUUUCAACAAGGGAGUUACCCUCCACCCUUAAGAAACUUGAGAUUUGCGGGUGCCCCGACUUGGAGUCCAUGUCGGAGAACAUGUGCCCCAACAAUUCAGCUCUUGACAAUUUAGUCCUUGAGGGUUAUCCAAAUCUGAAAAUCCUACCAGAAUGCCUUCACAGCCUCAAGAGUCUCCAAAUAAUUAACUGUGAAGGUCUGGAGUGCUUUCCAGCAAGAGGCUUGUCCACCCCCACCCUCACAAGCCUUCGAAUUGAGGGAUGUGAGAAUCUGAAAUCCCUGCCACAUCAAAUGAGAGACCUCAAAUCUCUUAGAGAUCUUACCAUAUUGUUUUGUCCGGGAGUGGAAUCCUUUCCAGAAGAUGGUAUGCCCCCCAAUCUGAUAUCACUUGAGAUUUCUUACUGUGAGAAUCUGAAAAAGCCCAUAUCGGCGUUCCACACCCUCACCUCUCUUUUUUCAUUGACUAUUGAGAAUGUGUUUCCAGAUAUGGUUUCCUUUCGGGAUGAAGAGUGUCUUCUUCCCAUAUCUCUCACCUCCCUCAGAAUCACUGCAAUGGAAUCCCUAGCCUACCUGUCUCUCCAAAAUCUCAUCUCUCUUCAAUACCUAGAGGUGGCAACUUGCCCUAACCUCGGAUCCUUAGGGUCGAUGCCAGCAACACUUGAAAAACUUGAAAUCUGGUGUUGUCCUAUACUAGAAGAAAGGUACUCAAAGGAGAAAGGAGAAUAUUGGCCCAAGAUCGCUCACAUUCCAUGCAUUGCAAUGCGUGGUCAAUUUAUCCAUUGAAGCAUAGAUGUUGAAAGUGAAAUGCAGUUUGUGGGUUGUGGAAAAGAAACAGAAGCGGAAACACAUUCAACCCCCAGUCCUUACAGAUGGGUCCUGCUUGACAGAAAUGUUCCAUUCCCUCGAUGAAUAGGUGAUUGCAGUCACUAGCCAAGCAGUAAAAGCCAACAAAUAGAUGUAGGAAGGGGAAAA